Molecule: messenger RNA, 1676 nt
Organism: Rhopalosiphum maidis (corn leaf aphid)
Lineage: Eukaryota; Metazoa; Arthropoda; Insecta; Hemiptera; Aphididae
Product: sedoheptulokinase-like
Exons: 7
Coding region: 210-1592 (460 amino acids)
Biological process (GO): carbohydrate metabolic process
Cellular component (GO): cytosol
Molecular function (GO): sedoheptulokinase activity
Source: RefSeq, a predicted model, not a curated record
UAAUUUUAAUUUAAUAUUCGGCGUACGUAUAGUUCACUUCACUGUAUUUACAUAUAUAUAGACAUAUAGUUGGUUCUAAUGUUAAUAUAUUUUUAUAUUAAUAAAAUUAAAUAUUAGUAUCGUGUUAAAAAACAUUUAUUAUUUGUACACAAAUAAUAAGUUGAUUACCAUCAAAAUUCAAAGUUAUUAUUUUAUAUUAAUUUUAAAUUAUGGAUUUCGAAAAAUUAAUACUAGGAAUAGACAUAGGAACAAGUUCAGUAAAAAUUUCACUUUUAGACAGCUGGACUUCAAAAUCUGUUUAUGCGAAAUCGGUCCCAACCAAAGCAAAAAUUAAUCCUAGUCAUCAAAAUGGUGAUGAGCAAGAUGUUUUCAAAAUUUUGAAAGCAAUGCGAGAAUGUUUAAGGUCACCAGGAAAAAUUAUGGAAAAGGUAAAAGCGAUUGGUAUUUGUGGUCAAAUGCAUGGAAUAGUUUUUUGGAAUGAACAAUUUGUACAAACAUUUUGGAAUAGUGAGUUCACAAAUGAAACAGAAAAAUUGGUAUCUAAUUUAUAUACAUGGCAAGAUGCACGUACAGAUUUAAAAUUUUUGACUAAGCUGCCGAAACCUCGUUCUCAUUUAAAGGCAUACUCAGGUUAUGGAUGUAAUACCAUUUUUUGGUUAAAAGAAAAUCAACCAGAAAUAUUGAGUAAUUUUAAGCAAUGUGGCACAAUUCAAGAUUUAAUUGUAUCAAUACUUUGUAAUCAAGGAAAACCAAUCAUGUCUACUCACAACGCAGCAAGUUGGGGAUAUUUUGAUGUAAUUGACUGUUCCUGGAAUACAGAUAUUCUGAUUGAAGCAAAUUUUCCAGUUCAUCUAUUACCAUCAGUUGUACAGCCUGGAAUAAAUGUUGGGACAUUAUAUGAAACAAUUUAUCAUAUACCAAAAGGCGCAGUAGUUGGUGUUGCUCUUGGUGAUUUACAAUGUUCAGUAAUAGCCACAUUAACAGCAAUGACAGAUGCUGUGAUAAACAUUUCCACUUCUGCUCAAGUUGCAUUUGUAGCCAAAACAAUUGAAACACAAUGCGAUGGUGUUGAAUAUUUUCCAUAUUUUGAAAAUCAAUUCUUAGCAGUAGCAGCUUCUUUGAAUGGCGGAAAUGUCUUAGACUUUUUUGUUAAAUCUGUACUUAACUGGGUAUCUGCUCUUGGAUUGACUAUAACUGAAGAUGAACUGUGGAAUCGAUUGUUACAGUUACCAUCUAAUGAAAAUUCAACACCUCUGAUAGUAAACCCUUUAAUUUUUGGUGAAAGACAUGAUCCAACAACAUUUGGAUCAUUAAUGAAUGUUACAAAUAAUAACCUCACAUUAUCAGAAGUAUUUUCAGGUUUUUGCAAAGGACUUAUUAAUAAUUUACUUAAAAUGAUGCCAAGAGAAAUGUUGUUAAAAGCUGGAAUUCAAAGAAUCAUAGGAUCAGGAUCAGUCAUAACUAGAAAUCAUAUCAUAAAAAAAGAAAUAGAACAUUGUUUUAAUCUCCCACUAAGUGUAAAAAUGCCAGAAGAUUCUGCUUUUGGUGUUGCUUUAGCAUUAUUGAAGAAUAAUCCUUAUUUAUUUAGUUAAUAAAUAUUAAAAUUUAUUUUAUUAUUAAAAGUGUUCAUUAAAUUAUAAUAUAUAUUAUAAUAAUUAUACAUAAAAUACAUAAGA